UGUAACUGACUGGGACCAAUAGGAGUAACUGCUUCGGUCCCGCUGAUCUCGAGCGACGGCGAGGCGGUCGCAUGAACGAAGACACGAAUGACCAAUUGGCGUCUUUCAUCACGACUCUCGUCCAGAAGGAGCUUGACGUGCUGUUCAAGUCUCGGGAUGAGAACAUCGAGCGGCUGAACCAACAGGUGACAGCGCUAAUCAAGGAUGUCGAGCGCAUCACGAUGGAACUGGAGUCUCGAAGUGCAUGGAAUCGAAGCUUAACCAAAUACGAGGCUCAACUGAAACUAGCUGCCCAGGACACGUCCCCAUCCAAGAAGAAAUUCGCUCAGAAAUCAUGCAAGAGAUUGCCAGCGAUUGAUCCCGCCGAUGACGACACAACAAACGUACGCAACGAAGACGGGAAGCUCGUGUUUGACAAAAAGUUGCCACGCGUGGCCAACAUCGACAAGAGCAACCAGUCGUUCUUGAACGCCCUGACGUUGCAAUCGCAAAAGCAAAAGAUCUACGAGCAAGCGUUCGUGCGGUACCCUGAGUGCAGGAGCACAGUGUUUGCGCCAAGUAGCUGGGACCCGCGCAACAUAUCUGUCCAACAGCUCGAGCUGCCGAAUAUGCAACUCAAGCUGACGCGAGUGCAUGGGUACCACAGCACAUCCAACUCGAAUGUGUUUUACUUGGCAUCGGGGGAGCUGGCCUGGUUCACGGCCAAAGUUGUCGUCAUGUACUCCAAGUCGAGGCAGCUUCAGCGGUUCUACAUGGGCCACUCCAAGGAAGUGACUGCAAUGGCGAUGCACCCAAACGCGCAAAUCGUUGCGUCGGGGCAGUGCGGCAAGGACUCUGCGCUGAUCCUUGUGUGGGACAGCAAGCGAGUGAACGCGGAACCGACUCAUGCAUUGGCAAAGCUCGAGGGACAAUCCGUCAACAUUCGAAGUUUGAGUUUCUCACACGAUGGAAAGUUGAUCGCGUCGUUGGGAGGCGACUUGUACAAUACCAUUUGCGUGCACGACUGGCAGGACCAGACGCUUCUGGUAAAGGCCAGGGGCCACAGCUCCAAGGUUUGGACCGUGGCAUUCAAUCCGUACCAGGCGUACGGAAUGCCCGACAAAACCAAAGCGCAGCAGCGGGUGCCCAAGAGGCAAAAGUGGGAGGCGCGGCCCCGCCCUGGCCAGGCUCUUCGAGAUGAAGAUGCGUGCUACACUCUUGUCAGCUGCGGCGUUCAGCACAUCAAGUUCUGGACGCUGACCCAAGUGGACUAUUCGCCUCCGACUACUGUGGCCAAGGAGGAGAGCGCAUUCUAUGGGUCGUGCUUUGGCGGGCCGAACCGCGCUAGGCAGCCCCUGCCCCACGAGAAAGUGUGGAAACUAGAAGGCAACCCUCCGCUGAUGAAGAGCGAGGCCCAAGACUUCACGUGUCUUGCAUUCACCGACGAUAACGUUCCUCUGCAAGUGUACGACGAAGCCACCGACUGUAUAGUCGAGUCCCCGACGCAAAGCGAAACCACGCUGGGUCGCAUUGUCGCCGGUACUGCCAAGGGCGACCUGUACGUAUUCUGGCAACCUCGGAGGUCUCCAAGCCCGCAACAACCUGACUUGCCUCAGAAGUGGUGGGAGCUCCCUGCUGCGUCGUGGCAGCUGAGCGACGACGUAUGUCUCGAGCAUGUCCACUUCGAAUCGACAGCGAAGCUCGUGGAAAUUAUCCCGCACGACGUAUCGACUGGAAACCGGUUCAAAAUCUCUCGCCAUGCUCAAAUGGAGUUGCAAGACCUCCAACAAAGACUGGCACUAAAACCUGAUGCCAAGCCGUUGCUCGAUCGUCUCGCCAGCCUGGAAUACAAAGGCCCCCUGGCUCACGUGAACGGACCGUGCAGCCAAAUCGCGUGCGAUGUCAGAUCGGGCAAUAUUGCGACUGCUGGUGGUGACGGCAAGGUGCACAUUUGGACUCUGCACCUCUUGGACCCGAUGAGAGUAUGUGGGACUCGAACGCUGGGCCAGUACACCCCCAUGCAUGGCGCAGCCAGCGACGGGCGACACAAGAUGCAGCUCGAGCGAAGUAUUCAAAUUCCGUCCAAGGCUCGGCUGACAAGUCUCCACUGGAGUGGCGAUGGAGCGGUCGUGGCUGGUCUGAGCAACCACAGCAUUUGGGAAGUGGAUGUUGCGACGGGUGAAUGGAGUGUGGUGGUCGAAGGGUGCGAGGGCAGCGUGUUAGGGGGGGUGCUUUUGGAGGACCAGAACGAGCUCGUGACGGUGUCAAGCGAUCACUUCAUCCGGUGCUGGGACAUGGGCAGCCUCCUGUGCGUGAAGAAGUGGCCACUUAAGAGCACAGGUACAUACAUCGAAGCCCAUCCAAGUCGCGGCGACCUUGCCGUGGGGUGCGCAGGGGGAGAGGUGGUAGUGCUCAGCUACCCCGAACUCUCGGAGAAGAAGGCGCUUCGAGUGCUGAGCAACGAGAGCGUAAGUGUGCUCAAGUUUAGCCCCGACGGCAAGUACUUGGCCGUGGGUGCCAAGGACAACUGUAUGCACGUCUACGAUGCGACCGAGAGCUACAAGAAGGUGGCCAAGUGCGAGGGACACGCCACGUUCGUAUCGCACAUCGACUGGAGCAUCGACGGGUACUUGCUGCAGACCAACUCGGCCGACGGCGAGAUCUUGUACUGGCAAGUCCACGGCGCGUCCGUCCGCCAGAUUACUGACGGCAUGCUGAUGCGCGAUAUUUUGUGGGACCGGUGGAGUUGCGUGUUUGGAUGGCCUGUGCAAGGUAUUUGGGCAGACCACAGCGCGUGCAACGAUGUGUCGGCGGUUUGCCUCGUGGACGUCGUUCCAACGUACAACCACCGACCUGCAGAUGUGCACAACGUACUGGUUGCCGAUCGCAGCCAUCUUCGCGCAUUCCGUUGGCCAUGCAUGAAGUCUGCGCAAAGCUACAACUACGAUGGACAUGCUGCCAACAUUACAUGCAUCCUGACGUGGAAGCAGCACUAUGUCGUCACCCUGGGUGGAGCCGACGGAACGAUCAUGGAGUGGAUGGCUGUCGCGAACGAACAUAGGGAAGUCGACUCUAUGCAGGAAGGGCGAGGCUGGAAUGGCGAGGUCGAUGCGAUGGAGCAGCAAUACACAAGCAGGCCGAUGGACAAUGAUGGAAUUCCUGUGGACCAGCCAUCCAGCCCGACACGGCCACCAUCAGACAACAUCCAACGACCAAGAACACCACGACACACUUUCAUCAAGGAGGGUGCAAAUGAUGUGACCCACCAGAGCGAGGAAAGCGUCCCAGAUACCGAGCGAAACACUGACGACGUGGAAGUGCGUGUGCCGCGGGACGAGAUUCCUGCAAAGGAAGAGGCCAUUCGUGAAGGAAGCACGACAGAUGGCAUCGAGUGUGGCCGCGCAAAGUUUUCAUUUCAGGGCGAACACCCCGACGAGCUCAACUUGAAGGAGGGAGAAGUUAUUCGUAUCUUGGAGAAGCGAGAAGGCGACUGGUGGUUUGGUGAGACUUGCGACGGAACGAGUGGCAUCUUCCCACGGGAGUAUGUGCAGAUGGAUUAGCAGACAUCAGGGUGUCCAAUCCAUCCAUGAUGCAACCCCGUCGUCCCAUGUCUCUGCUUGUCGCGGGAAAGUUCCUUUGGUGUGGUGGGAUUCAGACAUCCGAAAAUAUUAUCUUGCAUGAAUAUAACAAACGUUCCGAA
Messenger RNA from Aphanomyces invadans, 3679 nucleotides. RefSeq lists its product as hypothetical. Gene Ontology annotation, molecular function: microtubule binding. Bases 72 to 3539 code for a protein of 1155 amino acids. The record is from RefSeq and is a predicted model, not a curated record. The transcript is spliced from 13 exons. Lineage: Eukaryota; Oomycota; Saprolegniomycetes; Saprolegniales; Verrucalvaceae.